Molecule: messenger RNA, 1505 nt
Organism: Coregonus clupeaformis (lake whitefish)
Lineage: Eukaryota; Metazoa; Chordata; Actinopteri; Salmoniformes; Salmonidae
Product: methyltransferase-like protein 22
Exons: 13
Coding region: 119-1291 (390 amino acids)
Biological process (GO): protein methylation
Cellular component (GO): nucleus
Molecular function (GO): protein methyltransferase activity
Source: RefSeq, a predicted model, not a curated record
GUGCAUUCUGGACUCUCAGUGUUCUUUCUGUACUGCUUGGAAGCUGACAUUUGAGACAAGCUGCGAAUCUGUGCGUCGUUGUGUGCUGCAGGCAGGUAGAUGACAUGCAGGGUGAGCCAUGGACCAGAUCACCUUCCAUUAUGACACGGUGCUGUCUGACGUUCACCUGUUGCUGCCCAACUCUUGCCACCUCAUGGCACGCCUUAACAGCGUAGGACAACCAGUGUUCAUCUCCCGGUUCAGAAUCCUGUGGGACGGAGCAAAGCAGGACACCUGUGACCUCGGUUCCCCAUGCGGAGGGGAAGAGUUAGACCGCGACACCCAGGAGGAGAAGGGAAGGGGAGAUGCUAGGGGGAGUGAGACAGGGGCUGACGGAGACGGAGGGGCUGACGGAGGGGCUGACGGAGGGGAGGACGGAGGGGUAGAACCACCCCUGGAUGAAGAUGGAGAUCUAGCGGUAACACGCAGACAGAGCCUCCCUAGGAUGGACAGAGACAGAGACGUGGUCUACCCCAUCAUCCUCAGCCAGGCAAGAAGAGAGGAAGAGGAGGAGGAAGAGGAGGAGGAGUGUCCUAGAGACGUCAUCAGGAUAGAACACACUAUGGCCACGCCUUUAGAAGAUGUUGGUAAACAGGUCUGGCGUGGUGCGUUCCUAUUGGCUGAUUUAAUCCUGUCUCAGCCAACUACGUUCAGAGGAGCCACCGUCUUGGAGUUGGGGGCGGGGACUGGGCUGACCAGCAUAGUCAUGGCAACGGUGGCCAAAACUGUGUACUGCACAGACGUUGGGGAGGACCUACUGAGCAUGUGCCAGAAGAACGUGAUUUUAAACAGACACCUGAUGGAGCCUGCAGGUGGGGAGGUGCGAGUACGUCUACUGGACUGGCUCAGACACGAUCUCUGCACAGAUGCUGAUGCAGAGUUUGGAUGGACGGAGGAUGAAGUGGCAGAUCUCCAUGACAACACAACGGUUAUCAUCGCGGCUGAUGUGUGCUAUGAUGACGAUCUGACAGACGCGCUGUUCCGAACUCUGUACAGAAUCUGUAACAACCUCCAUCUCCCCUGUACUACAUACCUGUCUAUAGAGAAGAGGCUGAACUUCACUCUGAGACACCUGGAGGUAUCCUGCGAGGCCUACAACCAUUUCCGCAACUGUCUGUGUGAGAUGCAGGAGCUAAGGGACGGCCGGACAUGCUUCACAGUGGAGCAGGUCACCCCCUCCUUCCCACAGUGCCUGCUGUAUGAGCGCAUAGAGCAGCUGGAGUUGUGGAAAGUGACAGCGGUGCCUGUCUAACCCCCUCGGAGGAGCUGACCUGCUCCUACACCUGCACCUUGACCUGCUCCUACACCUGAGACAUGGAGUUUUCUGAUCUUAGACCUAGUGUUUUCUGAACCUCUUGUGGUCAGUGUUGAUAAAGUAUUGAUACAAUAUAGAGAUUAUUUAUAUACAGUACCAGUCAAAGUUUGGACACACCUACUCAUUCAAGGGUUUUUCUUUAUUUUUUACU